AUGGCGGCGGUAACUACAGCGGCUCCUCAGGAAAUCUGCACGGUCUGUGGCGAUGUCUCCAGCAAUGCCAUUCAAGUCCCAUGCGGUCACUACUAUUGUCUCACUUGUCUCGGACAAUUCUUCGAAUUGGCAUUAACGGAUCAAUCAAUUUUCCCUCCACGGUGCUGCAACAGAGCGAUCCCUAUUGUCAGUGUCAGCUCCUCUCUCAAACCUAUCGUUGUGCAAACAUUCGAGAAAAAGAAGAUCGAGUUCGAAACGCGGUAUAAGGUCUAUUGCUCGUCCAAGCGUUGUUCAACUUUUAUUCCUCCCUCAAAUGUCGUCAAGGAUAUAGGUACAUGUCCCAAGUGCAAUGUCAAAACACAUACGUUGUGUAAGUCGAAGGUACAUGCUGGGAAAUGUCGGAAGGAUGAGUCAAUAGAAGAGAUUCUUGAUCUUGCGAGAGAAAACUAUUGGCAAAGAUGUUACAGGUGCUGGGCCUUGGUAGAUUUAACUGAUGGCUGUUCUUUCAUGACAAAUUAG
Messenger RNA from Botrytis deweyae, 519 nucleotides. RefSeq lists its product as uncharacterized. NCBI's taxonomy places the organism in Eukaryota, Fungi, Ascomycota, Leotiomycetes, Helotiales, Sclerotiniaceae. Gene Ontology annotation, cellular component: cytoplasm; ubiquitin ligase complex. The transcript is spliced from 2 exons. Gene Ontology annotation, biological process: ubiquitin-dependent protein catabolic process; protein polyubiquitination; positive regulation of proteasomal ubiquitin-dependent protein catabolic process. The coding region runs from base 1 to 519 and encodes 172 amino acids. The record is from RefSeq and is a predicted model, not a curated record. Gene Ontology annotation, molecular function: ubiquitin conjugating enzyme binding; ubiquitin protein ligase activity; metal ion binding.